AUGCUUCAGAGGGGUCCUAGGAGAGUCGGGAUUGCCGCCUUGCCUGACAAGGUCGGGACCACCGUCUCGCGAAACGAGACGGCGGUCUCGCCUUUGGUGAGUGGCAAGACGGUGGUCUCGCCAAACGAGACGGCGGUCUUGCCAAAUGGGAUGGUGGUCUCGACCCUUUGGGUGGAAUUUCUUAUUUUUCGUGUACAAAAAUUCUUCUUAUUUGAAUAUGGGGCCUAUUGA
Messenger RNA from Sphenostylis stenocarpa, 231 nucleotides. The record is from the annotation of a GenBank genome assembly. NCBI's taxonomy places the organism in Eukaryota, Viridiplantae, Streptophyta, Magnoliopsida, Fabales, Fabaceae.